AUGCGUUCUACUCUUCUCUCGGCUGCGGUCUUGCCGCUAGCCGCUUAUGCUCUCGAGUCCGUCGACGAAAACAACUUUUUCGAGGGCCCUGGCGUGGUGCGAUUCCCUCUUGCCGGUAACAAGGAGGCUCUCGAUAAGCACUUGCGCCGCCAGUUCGAGGCUGGUCUCGCAAACCGCCAGACUGGUUUCUUCUACACCAUUGAUCUCGAAAUUGGCACGCCGCCUCAGACCGUCGCCGUCAACUUCGACACUGGCUCCUCCGAGCUUUGGGUGAACCCCAACUGCGCCAAAUCCUCGGAUGAGGCUUACUGCAAGACCUUUGGUGCUUUCGGCAAGUCUGCUUCAUUCACCAGCCUCAAUCAGAACGCCACCCUCAAGUACGGCCGUGGUCAUGCCGAUAUUGAGUACGGCUACGACUAUGUCACUGUCGGCACCUCCAAGAUUAACCAGCAGAUCUUCGGUGUUGCUCACGAUUCCGAGUUUGCCACUACCGGUCUCAUGGGUGUUGGCCCCAACCUGCGUGGCUGGAACAGCCCGUACCCUUACAUCCUCGAUAACCUGUUCACCCAAAAGUUUAUCAACAGCAGGGCCUUUUCUCUGGAUCUUCGUCAGGUCUCUAGCGCGCGUGGUGCCGUCGUAUUUGGUGGUAUCGACACCAAGAAGUUCAAGGGCCCCCUCAUCAAGAGGAACAUUAUCCCGGCCGGCUCGGCCCCCGAUGGCAAGACUCGCUACUGGGCUACUUGCGACAGCAUCACUAUCAAUCAGGCAGAUGGCUCCAAGAUUAAUGCUCAGACCCAACCCCAGGUCUACCUCUUUGAUUCUGGCUAUACAAUAAGCUCUCUGCCAACCACCAUCUUCAACGAGCUUCUCAAGGCCUUUCCCUCGGCCAAAAAGGAGACCAACGGCCAGUAUCUUGUCGAUUGCGGCGUCGUAAAAACCACGGGCACCCUUGACUUCAAGUUUGACAAUGCCACCAUUCGUGUCCCCUACAGCGACUUCAUCUGGCAGCAGCCCAGCUUUAACUCUUGCGUCCUUGGCGCCGUCCCCGAUGACAAGAUGCCCGUCCUCGGCGACACUUUUCUGCGGGCCGCUUAUGUUGUUUACGACUGGGAUAACCGCGCCCUUCACUUUGCUGCCGCGGACGACUGCGGUUCCAACCUGGUAGCUAUUGGCUCAGGUUCUGGUGCUGUGACCGUCACAGAGGGUGACUGCGCCAAGACUGAACCUACCACGUCGUCCACCUCUACUAUCGCUACCACGACCACGACCUCGUCUUCCACUACGACAACGACGUCCACCACCGAGUCAUCCACCACAUGGUCUACUACGUCGUCGACCACUGAUCCGUCUACAACCUCGUCUACCACGUCAUCCACCACCGAGUCGUCCACCACGUCGUCUACCACUGAUCCUUCCACAACCUCGUCCACCACGUCGUCCACCACCGACGAAUCGUCUACUACCUCGUCUACCACUCGAUCGUCUACCACUGACUCGUCGACUACGUCGUCUACCACGGAUCCGUCUACGUCUACCACGGAGUCGUCUACUACUACUACUAGUUCAUCGACUACAUCGUCCACCACUGAUCCGUCUACGUCCACCACUGAUCCGUCUACGUCCACCACGAAGUCGUCGACUACUACUGGUUCGUCUACUACGUCGUCUACCACCGAUCCGUCUACGUCUACCACGGAAUCAUCUACUACACAGUCAAGUACAGAGUCGUCGACUACAUCGUCCACCACUGAUCUGUCCACGUCUACCACUGAUUGGUUCACGACAUCUACGAUCAUUGAUUCUGCCACUUCCGUUCCUCAGACCACUGGUUCUAUUGCCACUACCCGCCCUGGUAACACGACGUACACCUCCAUCGUCACGACUACCCGCACUCAUACCAUCACCUCGUGCGCUCCCACCGUCACCAAUUGUCCUAUCGGCAAGGUCACCAGCGAGGUCAUCACCUCGUACACCACCUGGUACCCUGGGGAGACUCAGCCUAAGCCGAUCAGCACGGAGAGCCAGCCCAACCCUACCAACAGCGGCAUCAGCAGCCCCAGCGCGUACACCAAGCCCCCUUGUCCCGAGGUCACCCUAACCUUUGUCAUUCCCAAGACCUACUACUGCACCAAGGGUCAGUCCGGCUGCGCCGAGGGCGAGGAGAUUAUCACCUCGCACCCUGCCACUAUCGUUCCCAUUACCCCCAUGGCCACGCCUACGCCCAUUCCCGGCUGCGUCGAUUGUCACCCCAAGCAGCCCGCCGCUAAGCCUGCCCAGACUCCUGCCGCGCCCGCUGGUGUCGUUCCCGUCGCUGUGAAUCCCCAUCCCGUUGAGACCAAGGAGCAAGUUCCUGCGCAGAGCACUCCCGCUGCUCCUGCCCAGCCUCCUUCUACGCCCGCUCCCAAGCCCGUCGCUACACAGAGCAAACCCGCUGCUCCCGUCAAGCCCUCGACCCUGGCUUCCGUCAAGCCCUCUAGCACCGGUGCCCCGAUUGCUAGCCAGCCUCCGGUCGUCGCCGGCGCCGCCGGUCUUUACGUCUCCGGUCUUGCUGCCGUUGUUGCCGCUCUCGUUGCUGUCAUCUAA
This is a messenger RNA of Beauveria bassiana ARSEF 2860, 2583 nucleotides long. RefSeq names its product eukaryotic aspartyl protease. The transcript has 3 exons. Gene Ontology annotation, molecular function: aspartic-type endopeptidase activity. Bases 1 to 2583 code for a protein of 860 amino acids. The record is from RefSeq and is a predicted model, not a curated record. Gene Ontology annotation, biological process: proteolysis. NCBI's taxonomy places the organism in Eukaryota, Fungi, Ascomycota, Sordariomycetes, Hypocreales, Cordycipitaceae.